UUGCUGUGAGUGGGGGAGAGUUUGUCACUGAGGGAAUAACUGACAGAGAUCCUAACUGAACAGGGAAUCAAUAAAUAAAGACUCUGACAGAGAGGAUAGUCAUGGAAACCCAGAAGCCACAGAUUCACCUGUAAACAACAAAAGGCGAUCUCCCCCCUCAGAAAGGCCUCCCUUUGGACCUCAUCUUACUCAACACCACAACAUCUCUGCAGAAGAACAAGACAGUCCAGAGAGAAUUAUUCAAAAGGAAGAGCUCCAUGCUGAACUAAAACGAGUUUUGAGUGAGAAGAGAAACCAUCUUAGAGAAAUCAACUCCACAGUCACCGACAUGGAGGAAAACUCAAAGAAGGACAGUAAUAGUGAGAUAGAGAAGGAAAAUCGUUUGUCAGAGCUUGUGGAAGUGGUUGUUGAAACACAGGCCGAGGUUGGGGCAAGUGGUUAUAGUGUGGUGGGUGGAGGGGAGCAAGGCAUCUUCAUCAAAGACGUCUUGAAAGACUCCCCAGCAGCCAAGCACCUCAGCUUACAGAAAGGUGAUCAACUGCUAAGCGCCAGGGUGUAUUUUGAUAAUGUAAAAUAUGAGGACGCAUUCAAAAUUCUCCAGUGUGCAGAACCCUACAAAGUGUCCUUCUUUUUAAAGAGGACUGUGCCAGAAAGUGAUGUCAGCAUACGUCUGGGUGCACAAAAUCUUGAACUCAGAAGUCCUAAGGCCAAAAUGCAAAGAAUGAGUGUCAAAAGUGUGAAACUGUUCAAAGCCAAGAAAAAGAGAGGAGGGCGAUUUGGAUUAAAAAGACUGAAAGAGAACAAAAAAGCAAGAGCACAGCUGGACAUCGAAGGUUCACCUGGCAAAUCAAUGCUCAGUCCUGUUGAUGUUGAGUUUGUUUUCCCAAAGUUCAAGAUGAGAAAAGGUGUAAAGGCAACUGCAGAUGGAUCAGGGCAGCUGGAGGGGAUGACCACUAGUUCUAGAAAGAAAAGGAAGAUCAGAUUUCCAAAGAUGAAAGAAAUGGAUGCUGCUGUAGGUGAUGUUUCAACAUACGAAGGUCAUGCAGAGGCCUCUGGAGCUAAGCUAAAGGGCAACGCAAAAGGUGCAAAAUUUGGAAUUAAUUUACCCAAAAUUAAAAAGUCAAAAUGGGAUGCACAGUCUUCUACUGACAACUUUGAUGUAAAAGGAUCAGUGGCCAAACUAAAACCUCCAUCAACAGAGUCGAAUCUUAGUAUGCAUAAGGGCAAAGUUGAAGUCAGGGUCUCUAAUCCUGACAUUAGUGUUAAAGGAAAGGCACAAAAUCCUGAGGCAAAACUGCCUGAGAUUAAUUUAGAUGUGUCUAAUACAAAGAUGGCAAUGCCAAAUAUCAAACUGCCAAAGGUAAGGCUUUCUUGUAAUUCAGAUGAAAUGGAUGGUGAGGCAAGAAAGUACAAAAUGCCCACGGGUGACAUCAAAGCAGGAAAUGUGGAUUUGAAUCUGGGAGGAGCUGAAUUAAAAAAAGGUAUAAUUCCUGAUACAAAUGUGAAAGGAAAAAAUAUAAGCAUGGCCAAAGUAGACACUACAAUAAAGCUAAACCUUGAGACAAAACAAAAAUUUGGAGAUGGGUCAUUUUCUCUUCCCAAACCUGAUAUUGCAGUGCCAAAUAUAGAAACAUCGGACGUGGACAUUAGUCUUCCUACAUUAGAAGUGUUGAUACCAAAGGUGACUUUGGAAGAAGGUAAAAUUGAUGUUGAGACAGCUAGGAUCGAAGGCGGUACAAAGCUUGACACUUUAAUACCAAAAGGAACAAUAGAAAGUACUCAACAUAUUGAUGGAAAAGGAGGACAUUUUGAAAUGGCAAAAUUUGAUGUUACCUUGCCUAAGAUGAAAUCAUCAGGUGAAAUUGAUGUUAAAGGUCCUGAAGUCAAGGGUGGAAAGUUUCACGUGCCCUCUAUAGAUUUCUCUCUACCAGGAGGAGCAAAAGGAGAUGUAAAUAUUGAAGGACAAACAGGAAAAGGAGGAAGAUUGGAAAUGCCAAAAUUUGACGUUUACUUGCCUAAACUAAAAUCAUCAGGAGGUGAAAUUGAUGUUAAAGGUCCUGAAAUAAAAGCUGGAAAGUUUCACAUGACCUCUGUAGAUAUCUCUCUCGCAGGAGGAGGAGCCAAAGGAGAUGCAAAUAUUGAUGGACAAUCAGGAAAAGGAGGAAAAUUAGAAAUGCCCAAACUCGACGUAUCUUUGCCUAAAAUGAAAUCAUCAGGGGAAAUUGAUGUUAUAGGUACUAAAAUCAAAGGUGGAAAGUUUCACAUGCCCACUAUCGAUAUCUCUCUACCCGGAGCAGGAGCCAAAGGAGACAUAAAUAUUGGAGGACAGGCAGGAGAAGGAGGAAAAUUUGAAGUGCCAAAAUUUGAUGUUUCCUUGCCUAAAAUGAAAUCAUCAGGGGAAAUUGACAUUAAAGGUCCUGAAGUCAAAGGUGGAAAGUUUCACAUGCCCUCUAUAGAUAUCGCUCUACCAGGAGGAGGAGCCAAAGGAGAUUUAAAUAUUGAAGGACAAUCAGGAAAAGGAGGAAAAUUUGAAAUGCCCAAACUUGACGUUUCCUUGCCAAAAAUGAAAUCAUCAGGUGAAAUCGAGGUUAAAGGUCCCGAAGUCAAGGGUGGAAAGUUUCACAUGCCCACUAUAGAUAUCUCUCUACCAGGAGGAGGAGCCGAAGGAGAUGUAAAUAUUGAAGGACAAACAGGAAAAGGAGGAAAAUUAGAAAUGCCCAAACUUGACGUAUCUUUGCCUAAAAUGAAAUCAUCAGGUGAAAUCGACGUUAAAGGUCCCGAAGUCAAGGGUGGAAAGUUUCACAUGCCCACUAUAGAUAUCUCUCUACCAGGAGGAGGAGCAAAGGGAGAUGUAAAUAUUGAAGGACAAACAGGAAAAGGAGGAAAAUUUGAAAUGCCAAAACUUGAUGUAUCUUUGCCUAAAAUGAAAUCAUCAGGUGAAAUCGAUGUUAAAAGUCCUGAAGACAAAGGUGGAAAGUUUCACAUGCCUACUAUAGAUAUCUCUCUACUAGGAGGAGGAGCAAAAGGAGACAUAGAUAUUGAAGGGACAGGCGGAAAAGGAGGGAAAUUUGAAAUGCCCAAACUUGAGUAUUCUUGCCUAAAAAUGAAAUCAUCAGGUGAAAUUGACAUUAAAGGUCCUGAAGUCAAGGGUGGAAAGUUUCACAUGCCCACUAUAGAUAUCCUACCAGGAGGAGGAGCAAAAGGAGUAAAUAUUGAAGGACGAGCAGGAAAAGGAGGAAAAUUUGAAAUGCCAAAAUUAGAUGUUUCCUUCCCUAAAAUGAAAUCAUCAGGUGAAAUCGAUGUUAAAGGUCCUGAAGUCAAAGGUGGAAAGUUUCACAUGCCCUCUACAGAUAUCUCUCUACCAGGAGGAGGAGCCAAAGGAGCAAAUAUUGAAGGACAAGCAGGAAAAGGAAGAAAUUUGAAAUUAUCUUUGCCUAAAAUGAAAUCAUCAGGUGAAAUCGACGUUAAAGGUCCUGAAGUCAAGGGUGGAAAGUUUCACAUGCCCACUAUAGAUAUCUCUCUACCAGGAGGAGGAGCAAAAGGAGAUGUAAAUAUUGAAGGACAAGCAGGAAAAGGAGGAAAAUUUGAAAUGCCAAAAUUAGAUGUUUCCUUCCCUAAAAUGAAAUCAUCAGGUGAAAUCGAUGUUAAAGGUCCUGAAGUCAAAGGUGGAAAGUUUCACAUGCCCUCUACAGAUAUCUCUCUACCAGGAGGAGGAGCAAAAGGAGAUGCAAAUAUUGAAGGACAAGCAGGAAAAGGAGGACAAUUUGAAAUGCCAAAAUUAGAUGUUUCCUUGCCUAAAAUGAAAUCAUCUGGUGAAAUUGACAUUAAAGGUCCUGAAGUCAAGGGUGGAAAGUUUCACAUGCCCACUAUAGAUAUCUCACUACCAGGAGGAGGAGCAAAAGGAGAUGCAAAUAUUGAAGGACGGGCAGGAAAAGGAGGAAAAUUUGAAAUGCCAAAAUUAGAUGUUUCCUUCCCUAAAAUGAAAUCAUCAGGUGAAAUCGAUGUUAAAGGUCCUGAAGUCAAAGGUGGAAAGUUUCACAUGCCCUCUACAGAUAUCUCUCUACCAGGAGGAGGAGCCAAAGGAGAUGCAAAUAUUGAAGGACAAGCAGGAAAAGGAGGAAAAUUAGAAAUGCCCAAACUUGACGUAUCUUUGCCUAAAAUAAAAUCAUCUGGACGUGAAAUCAAUGUUGAAGGUCCUGAUAUCAAGGGUGGAAAGUUUCACAUGCCCUCCAUAGAUUUCUCUCUAUCAGGAGGAGGAGCAAAAGGAGAUGUAAAUAUUGAAGGACAUGCAGGAAAAGGAGGAACAUUUGAAAUGCCCAAACUUGACAUAUCUUUGCCUAAAAUGAAAUCAUCAGGUGAAAUCGACGUUAAAGGUCCUGAAGUCAAGGGUGGAAAGUUUCACAUGCCCACUAUAGAUAUCUCUCUACCAGGAGGAGGAGAAGGAGCAAAAAGAUAUGUAAAUAUUGAAGGACAAGAAGGAAAAGGAGGAAAAUUUGGAAUGCCCAAACUUGACGUUUCCUUGCCUAAACUGAAAUCAUCAAGUGGUGAAAUUGACGUUAAAGGUCAUGAGGUCAAGGGUGGAAAGUUUCACAUGCCCUCUAUAGAUAUCUCUCUACCAGGAGGAGGAGAAAAAGGAGAUGUAAAUAUUGAAGGACAAGCAGGAAAAGGUGCAAAAUUUGUUGAUCUCUCUCUGCCCAAGAUGAAAUUAAAAGAACUGAAAUUUGAAAGACAAGAUAAAAAAGGAAGAAAGUUCCAUAUUCCGGACAUUGACAUCUCAAUGCCUAAAAUCUCCCAUAAUUUUGAUACAGAUGCCAAUGCUACUGGCACUAAAAUAAGUGACCCUGAGGUGACUGUAGGCGGAAACAUUAAGCUCCCAACUGUGAAAAUACCAACUGUUGACAUAUCUGCUCCGAAAGUUGACCUGGACUUUAUUUACCCAAAGGGUAAAGACAGUGACAGAGAAAAUAUAGAACUUCUUAAAGCAGAGGGUGGAAGGCCAUCCUCUGGGACAAGUUUUGAUAUUCCAGAUGUCUCUUUCAAAAUGCCCAAAAUUUUGCUCCCUAAAUUUGGCAGAAAAUUGAAAAGUGGAGAAAAAGAACAAGGGAGUCCUGCAUCUGCAGAUUUAGACAUGGAAGGGAAAUUGCCGUCCAUGGAAAUUGAUGGAACGAUUAAGAAGACCCCAAUUAAAAUGGCACCGAAAAAAGGAAAGAUCAAAGAUGCAGAAAUGGAAAUGUCCUUGGAGACACUCGAAAACAAAGGAAAGCUCAAAUUGCCAGCCAUUGAGAUAUCACUGCCAACCUCAAAUAUUCCAGAAUAUGAGGUAUUGCUUCCAAAAGCUGAGGUUGAUGUAUCUGAAUCAGAUAUUCGAAGCUACGAGGGCAGCCUAAAAAUCCCUAAAAUGCCAACUAUUGAUAUAUCAGUUCCAAAAGUUGAUUUAGAUGUGUCCUUGUCUAAAGUUAAGCUUGAUGAGUCAAUGGACUCAAACUCUUCUGAUUUAAAUAUUGAAAGUAGUAGGGGUGUAGUACAUUUUCCAAAUAUCAAAAUCCCUAAAGUAGACAUUUCACUUCCACGUGUAAAAUCAGGGGGCACAGAAAAUGUUGAGGUGGAAGGUAAAGGUAGCAAAAUCAAGUUACCAAAAAUUCCAGCGGUGGACAUAUCUCUACCCAAAGGGAAAACUGAUCAAAAUAAUCCUCAUGAACCAGAAGCUGGAGGAGUAGGACACUUCAGUGUGACCGGGGUUAAGAUACCAAAUGUUGACAUAAAGAUGGCAACAGUUGAUAUAUCACCUCCCAAAAUCAAACCUAAAGACAUUAUCGCACCAGACGUUCAAACUAGUGAAGGGGAAUGUAAAGGCACAACCCCUGGCAUCAAAUUACCAAAAGUAGAUAUCUCAUUACCUCAAGGUAAAACGGGCAACAUUAGUCCUGCAGAACUUAAACUUAGUGGGGAAGCUGGUAAGUUUAGAAUGCCAAAUAUUAAUGUCCCAAAAGUGGAAAUGACAUUGUCACAUGAAAAAACAGGAGACAUUAAGACUCCUGAAAUAGAAUUUAGGGCCAAAGGAGAGAAAUUCAAGAUGCCCGAUAUAAAAACUCCUACAAUGGAUAUAUCUUUACCACAUGGCAAAGCAGGUGACCUUGAUAUUAAUAUACUAAAGGCAGAUGCAUCCAUUCCAACUACUGAUUCUGGCCUGAAGAUAACUGGUUUGCCUAAAGAAGGCAAAAAGAUGAGGAUGCCAGCAAUAGACAUAGUGGCUCCGAAGGGUGAUCUAGAGUUGGAUCUUGGUUUAUUGAAAGAAGGGGAAAAAAAUAAAAAGAUGCCUGAAGUGCAAAAUAUCGAGCUCAGUCCUGAUGAAUCAAAAGUUAAGGUAAAAGGGGAGAAAGUUAAAGGAUCUAAAUUUAAUAUUGGAAUGCCCAAAUUUAAAGUAUCCAGAUCAGAAGGUGAUGUGACAAAGUCUGUGAAAGAAGAUCCAAAAAGUUCUAAAGGAGGAACAGAUGCAAACUUGAAGGUUGGUGUACAAGCACAGGAGUCCUCCUUAAAUAUGUCUAAAAUGAAACUCCCUGACGUAGAGAUGACAGGUCCCAAAAGACUAAUAACGCCAAAGAUUCCAGAACUUGACUUUGACAUUGAGCCUGUUCAAGUUGACACUAACAAUGAAGAAGAUAGAAAGCAGACUAGUAAAGUAAAAAUUCCAAAGUUUGGAAUACCUCUGCCUUCUUUAGUUUCACCUGAAGCCAGUCUCACAUCUCAGGUUAAAGGCGAUUCUGUAUCCAUGCACUCUGAGGUGGAGUAUGAGGGCCCAAGCAUGCCAAAAGUAAGAAAAGCUGUAUUUGUUAUGGUGAAUCAACAAAUUGAAAGCACUGCUCUUGUGUGUCAUGAAGCAAGUUUUGGAAUUGGAGAUGAGAAGCUCAAGUUGCCAAAGAUUGAAUUGAAGCCAAGUGUUAGCAAGUCUCCAUCAAAUGAAAAGGGGAAAUCAAUAAGUGAUCAAGAGGAGGUAGAAAAAGGGAAGACUGGUAAACUGAAGAUGCCCAACGUCACAUUUUCAUCAGCAAAAACGGGAUUAUUUGAUGUAACACUAAGUGAGUCUGAUGAUGUAAGAAGUCCGAACCUCAAUGAUGACAAAGAUGACAAAGGAAAGUUUGCAAAGGUCAAAAUGCCUAAAGAGUUUUUCUCACCAUACUCAAAAGACAAAGUUGAGGAAGAGGAAACAAGUAUGAAAUUAAGGAAGGAGACCUCAUGGGAUGUCAAAGAGACACAAUCAGGCAAAAUGUCUUUCUCAGGUGUCAAGAAGACAACAGAAACGCAUGAGGGAAAAGGAGAGGUUAGUGUUUUAGUAUCCUCAAAAGCAAGGACUGAGAUGCUGGAAGAACGGGAGAGUUCCGAGUCGCCCAUACCCUCAGCUGGAUUUUUCUCUGUAAGUAAGAGCGAGGAGAGAGGGGAAACAACAUGGUUUAAAGUACCCAAAGUCACCCUUAGCCCCCAUACUGGCUUCCUUCAGAUCACUCCAGAAGGCUCUCCGAAGGGAAGCAGGUCCUCUCUGCCAUGCUCUGGUGAAGAAGCCUCUGGAGGUUUCUAUGUCAAGAUUCCAAGUAUAGAAUUUCUGACACAUGAAAUGUCUUCAGAGCAACUGGUUACCAAAACAAAGGGAACUCGAACUGUAGUGACUAAGACGACAAAGUACACAGAGACGAAAAGUAGCAGUUCAAACCUCUAAGCUUCUGAUCAGAAUUGUAACAGGCAAUAGUUAGUAGAAUAAUAUAUAUUUUUGUAUGUGACCAUUUUCUUCAGUAUUCCUGUUUUUCUCAGACCAUUUAUAAAUAAUAAAAAUGUUGCAACACAAAAAAAUGAAAUAUUAUAAAGACUGCUGAUCUCAUUUUUAUGUUUUGUAAUUUGCUGCUCUAUAGAACACUUUGAAUUGAUAUAUUUGUGAAAUAUUUCACACACACACAUGCUUUGGUGUACAUAAUACACUUACAACAAGUCUGUGCAGCUAAAGAAAAACAGUUUAAGAUAUUUAGAAACAUUAGGGGUUUCACGUUUUUAUUUCAGACCGAUGUGCCAGAAUUUCACAGUAUUUUGAAAACAUUGCUUUACUUUUUAAUGCCUGGUUUGUCUCUGUGGUUUGUAGUUGUUUUAUGGAUUUUAAAUAAUAAGAUAGGUAUUGUAUAUGCAUGAUCUGUACAGAUUUUAUGACUCUAAACCAAGUCUGUGAUGUUGAGUAUGUGUUGACUUUUGAGAAAAAUCUAAGACUUUUUUCUUCUAUUCUCUAAUGUGAUAUUGCAGUGCCAUUUCAAGGUUCAGAAUAUCAAAAUGCAAACAUGUUUUGUCCUUUAUUUGCAAAUAACUCCUGUUGACUAUUAAAGUAGCCUAAAAUACCUGAAUUAUUAUUGUAUUUGUAUAGUGUUUUAACGGGAGGUUUUAGUACUGAACUGCAUGUUUGUGAUGUUGUGAUGCUUUUAUGAAACACAUUUAGAAAAAUGAACAUCAUUAAGAUGUUUUUGUAUAGUGCAUAUAAACCCUACUCAAAUAAAAUAUUAA
Triplophysa rosa is the source of this 8535-nucleotide messenger RNA. It is a transcript of the gene prx, whose product is annotated as periaxin. Gene Ontology annotation, cellular component: nucleus; costamere; cytoplasm. The record is from RefSeq and is a predicted model, not a curated record. Lineage: Eukaryota; Metazoa; Chordata; Actinopteri; Cypriniformes; Nemacheilidae. Gene Ontology annotation, molecular function: protein binding. Gene Ontology annotation, biological process: regulation of RNA splicing.